GUCGACUCUCUCACUCACCAUUUCACCAAGCCACCGGCCCCUGACCUCCCAUGGCCGCCCGCCGGUAGACGCCGGCCAGCGAUUCUCCCCUUCUUUCACACCCUCUACUCUCUUUGCUUCUCCCCCGUUCCUCUACACCGGGAUUGGAUUUUGCUGUCAACCCUAACCUUCGCCGCCGUCUCUCCCCCAGUCCCUGCCGCCGGCUCAUCUCCUCCCCGCCGCAUAUCCCGGUUGCAGGCUUCUCCCCGGGUACCUUCUUCCUCCGUCCUCGCUUUCUCGUGGCCGCUGGACUGAUUUGGGUGAGCCUGUCCGCGAGUAGGGUGCAGCUACUCAACAACAGCACAUUUUUGCCGGCGCGCCAAUUGCGAUCCUCCGUGCAGCAUUUGCUUAGAAUUUGUCGAUAGGCACGGCAUUUCGACGUUCUUAUGACACCGCUACGACAUACAUACUCACUUCGUAAGCGCAGACAUACCACACCGGUUUCUCCUGUUACAGAGGAGGCUGCUGCUUCGACUGAGAUUGACGUGUUGUCAGAUGCUGGCCUGUCAAGCCCCAGUGAUGACAUCCCCACAGAUUCUGAUAUCACAUCUAAAGGUCCUGGACGAGUUCGUCUACGUAGUCGGCCUGCUGGUGCUGAUUUGCCACGCCCAGGUGCUUCAGCGGCUGCCGAAGCACGGCAAAGGCGCAUACUGCGUACUUCAGAAGCUAGACAGUUUCGCAAACGUCCUCGUCAUGUAUCGUUCCAUAUACCAAAUGAUGGAGACUCCCCGUCCGCUUCUCAGACAAAGCCGGCUCCAUCUAAUAAUCAUGCAUCCCUCCUCCAUACCUUAGCAGAGGCGUCAGUGUCAUGUCCUGACGAGACAACCUCUUCCAUGGUGGAAGAAGAGAGCGAGAACAGGAAGAUGGAUGAGUUGGGUGCAGGGCCAGUUGGAAAAGGACAAGAAGCGGUGGUGGAAGAGAAGUCAGAUCAUGAGAUCUUCAAGAUGGAAUCCCAAGUUCUUGACUGCAACAUCUGCUUGAAGCCCCUAAAGCCACCCAUCUUCCAGUGUGAGGUUCGGCAUGUCUUGUGUUCACUGUGCUUCGAAAAGCUACCGCAAAAAUGCGUCAUCUGCUGCAAAAGAACCGACUAUAGUCGUUGCUUUGCACUUGAACAGUUUAUCAACGCCAUCAGGGUGCCAUGCUCAAACACAAAAUAUGGAUGUGACGAGUUCAUCACACAGGACCAGAAAGAGAAGCAUGAAAGUGGAUGUACGCAUGCUCCAUGCUUCUGCCCAGAGGAUGGAUGCUCUUUCAUAGGUUCAAGGGGUUCACUUCUGGACCACUUCGUCACCAAGCACGGAUGGUUGCAGACCAAUCUCCACUACAAAAAAUCACUCAGGAUCUCUAUGGCACGAGACCGGCGAUUUACUCUCUUGGUUGGAGAAGACAUGUCCAUCUUCCUCUUAACCAACACUCUGACUGAUAUUGGCAAUGCUCUCACGUUGGUCUGCAUCAGGCCUCGCGAGUCUGAACCUAGUUAUUCAUCCAAGAUCUCAGCUGUUCCCCGUGGUGCUGGUGCUGCAGUGAGGCUUGUGUUCGAGAUGGAUCCUCUUGUAGCAAGCAGUUCGUUGCAGGGUGGAGUGCAGUUGGGGAAGUUCUUUCUGCUGGUUCCUCCGGAGUUGGUUGAUGAGUCCACUGACGAACUUACCAUAAACAUUCGCAUUGAUGAGCUCACAUCGAAAUCUCAGCAAGAAGCUGUUGCCUGAUACUGUUUGGGUCACUUCUCAUUCAACUGAGCUGCACACCACGGAAGUUUUUUGCUGCAGGGUGUUUACAUCUGACUGAAAGAACUAGGCUGUGUUUAGAAGACGGUCAGUCGUUCUGUAUCUACUGUUGACUCAUUUCUAAUGGUGGAAGUUCUCCUAACUGAUGAAUAGCUGCUCUUAGUCGUGCAGAUUUACUUGUACUUUACUUGUGUCAUGGUCUGAAUAUCUGAAGGUAGGAAUCAGGGUGGUUAUACUAGCGUUCUUGACAGAACCAAAUUGUACCAAUGGAUCUGGUUAUUGCUGCUCAACAGAAAAUGGGAAGAAAAAGGAAAACUGUGUGCUACUACUCCUACCAUGUUCUUGCGUCCUUGCUGUUCAUGUCCUCGUGUUGUUACCUUUG
Messenger RNA from Lolium rigidum, 2145 nucleotides. Its product is annotated as E3 ubiquitin-protein ligase SINA-like 7. Lineage: Eukaryota; Viridiplantae; Streptophyta; Magnoliopsida; Poales; Poaceae. The record is from RefSeq and is a predicted model, not a curated record. Bases 426 to 1745 code for a protein of 439 amino acids. The transcript has 7 exons. Gene Ontology annotation, molecular function: zinc ion binding.